Botrytis byssoidea is the source of this 783-nucleotide messenger RNA. RefSeq lists its product as uncharacterized. NCBI's taxonomy places the organism in Eukaryota, Fungi, Ascomycota, Leotiomycetes, Helotiales, Sclerotiniaceae. Bases 1 to 783 code for a protein of 260 amino acids. The record is from RefSeq and is a predicted model, not a curated record. The transcript has a single exon. Gene Ontology annotation, molecular function: catalytic activity.
AUGUCGUGGACGUCGACUCAGCUAGCAAAGAGAAGUCCAUCGAUACAUGCCGACCUAUGGAAUCCAGAUUCAUCGUUGUUAAGUGUCGUCGACUUAUCAAACCUUCCACAAAAUACCGAAACACUUCUUCUUCCACAUACUCACUCUGCGUAUAAUCCAUUCUCUGUUGUUUUUAGACCAAAUGCAAAAACGCCUUCAACACCACUCAAUAAAUUCUUGCUAUCACAAAUUUCAACAGCCAAAACAUCAAUAACAAUCUACACUCCAAAUAUUACAUACACACCAGUCAUAAAUUCAAUAUUCGAAGCAUUAGAUAAAGGUGUUGAUGUCCGAAUUGUAGUCUCUCGAAAGCUGAUGAUCCUGGAGCAAUUAGUAACAGCCGGCACGAUCACUGAAUGGGAGGUAUGGAAGAUGAAACGUCGAUAUCGUAAGCUUGUAUAUCGUUCACCACGGAGGGUCGAUGACAUUGAAGCCGGCAAUCCUAGAAUAGGAGCUUUAGAAAUUGUGUAUUUCAAUCCCGCUCUCGUUCGUAUGAGUGAUUCCCAUAACCGGAAUACGAUGACUGAUGGAACACUGGCGAGAGGAUCCGAAAGCAUAGGGAAGGAGAGCAAACCAGCCAAGCUUCAUCUCAAAAUGACGAUAAUUGACAAUGAAAUAACGAUUCUUGGGAGUGGCAAUCUGGAUCGGGCGAGUUGGGUGACUAGCCAGGAGUUGGGCGUUGCAAUUUUUUCUGAGGAAGUUUCUAAUAAAUUGGUCGAAGUUGCAAGGGAGGUUUAUGGAUGA